Messenger RNA from Onychostoma macrolepis, 5330 nucleotides. RefSeq names its product NACHT, LRR and PYD domains-containing protein 3-like. Lineage: Eukaryota; Metazoa; Chordata; Actinopteri; Cypriniformes; Cyprinidae. The record is from RefSeq and is a predicted model, not a curated record. The transcript has 19 exons. Gene Ontology annotation, molecular function: protein binding.
CAGAGACAGUCUCCUGAACUCAGCUGUGUGUCCAUGAGGAAUAAUGCAUGAAAUGGAAAAUCCACUUUGCUUUAGUUCAGAAGACUCUUGUGCUGAUGUCAGUAUGAUUGAGGAAGAAUCUCCUGGACCCAGCUGUGUGUCCAUGAAGACUGAUGCAUCAAUGGAUUGUCCAUUUAAAUUCAGUUCAGGAGACCCUUCUGCUGAUGGGAGGCUGACUGAGAACGAUCCUUCUGAACCCAGCUGUGUGUCCAUGAAGACGGAUGCAUCAAUGGAUUGUCCAUUUAAAUUCAGUUCAAGAGACCCUUCUGCUGACGUGAGUAACAAACAGGAUGGGUCAGUGUCUUCCAUUGGAAAGAAGCAACUGGGAAACAUUUUUAAGAAGCUUGAGGACACAGUCAUUUCUCUAUUGAAGAAAGAGCUGAUGAGGUUCAAGGAGCUACUGAGCUCAGAUUACCCAGUGUCCUCUGAGAUAGAGGAAGAAAAUCAGGUCAGAGAGUGGUUUCUGAAGAUCACACUUCACGCCCUGAGAAAGAUGAACCAGACAGACCUCGCUAAAAUACUACAGACCAAGCUGGCCCCUUUGUAUCUGAAAAAGCACAAAUCCAGACUAAAGGACACCUUUCAAAGAAUAAAUGAAGGAAUAUCAAAGCAAGGAAACUCGCUUCUGAAUGAGAUCUACACAGAGCUCUACAUCACAGAGGGAGGGAGUGGAGAGGUCAACAAUGAACACGAAGUGAGACAGAUUGAGAGAACAUCCAGAAGACCAGAGAUGCCAAUCAAAUGCAAUGACAUCUUCAAAACCUUACUAGCACAAGACAAACCCAUCAGAACUGUGCUGACUAAAGGAGUGGCUGGAAUUGGAAAAACUGUCUCUGUGCAGAAGUUCAUCUUGGACUGGGCUGAAGGGAAAGAGAAUCAGGAUAUUCACUUCAUGUUUCCACUUCCGUUCAGAGAGCUGAAUUUGAUGAAGGAGAAAAAGAUGAGUCUGAUGGGGAUUCUGUAUCAGUGUUUUACAGAUACAGAAGAGCUGAGAUCAAAAGACAUUCAUGACUAUAAAGUCCUAUUCAUCUUUGAUGGUCUCGAUGAGUGUCGACUUCCUCUAAAUUUCCAGAACAAUCAGAGGUUGUGUGAUGUAACAGAAUCAGCUUCAGUGGACGUGCUGCUUACCAACCUCAUCAUGGGGAAUUUGCUUCCUUCUGCUCUCCUCUGGAUCACCUCUCGACCAGCAGCAGCCAGUCAGAUUCCUCCUGAGUGUGUCGACCAGAUCACAGAGGUACAAGGCUUCAGUGACCCUCAGAAGGACGAGUAUUUCAGGAAGAAGAUACACAAUGACAGUCUGGCCAAUAAAAUCAUCACACACAUCAAAUCAUCAAGGAGCCUCCACAUCAUGUGUCACAUCCCAGUGUUCUGCUGGAUUACAGCUACUGUUCUAGAGGCAAUGUUACGUGAAUCAGAAAGCGGAAAGAUCCCCAACACUCUCACUCAAAUGUUCACACGCUUCCUGAUCUUUCAGACCAAACUGAAGACCCAGAAGUAUGAAGGAAAAUGCGAUGUGGAUCUUCAGCAGACCAAAAAAAAUCUUCUGUUACUGGGCAAACUGGCUUUUGAACAGCUGGAAAACGGGAACCUGAUCUUCUAUGAGGAGGACCUGAGAGAGUGUGGCAUUGAUGUCAGAGAAGCGUCGGUGUACUCAGGAGUUUGCACACAGAUCUUCAGAGAGGAGUUUGGGCUGCAUUUGGGGAAAGUCUUUAGCUUUAUGCAUCUUAGCAUUCAGGAGUUUCUUGCUGCUGUUUAUGUAUUUGUGUCCUUUGUCAACAAAAACACCUUCACUUCCAAGUCAAAAAUGCAGGAAUUUCUAAAGAGUGAAGUGGACAGGGCCUUACAGAGUGCAAAUGGUCACCUGGACCUUUUCCUCCGUUUCCUUUUGGGUCUAUCACUGGAGUCUAAUCAAACAGUCUUUCAAAGCCUAUUCAAACAACGAAGAAACAGCUUUCAUAGUGGACAGGGCGUUGUUAAGUACAUUAAGAGGAAGAUUAGGGAAAAUCCCUCUUCAGAAAAAUCAAUCAAUCUGUUCUACUGUCUAAAUGAAUUGAAUGAUCAUUCUCUUGAGCAGGAAGUACAAAUAUUCCUAAAGAGAGGUAGAAGUGGUAUUUCCAACCUCUCUCCUGCUCAGUGGUCAGCUCUGGUGUUUAUGUUACUAAACUCAGAAAAGGAACUGAAUGAGUUUAAACUGAGUGAAUAUCAUACAUCUGAAGAAUGUUUACUGAGGCUGCUGCCAGUGGUAACAGCAUCCAGGAUAGCUGAUCUGAGUAAAUGUCAUCUCAAAGAUUAAAGUUAUUCAGCUCUGGCCAAAGUUCUCAGCUCAUACUCCUCAAGUCUGAGAGAACUGAACCUGAGUAACAAUAACUUGCAGGAUUGUGGAGUGAGGGCGCUCAGUGCUGGACUGGGAAGUUCAACCUGUCAUCUGGAGACAUUAAAGCUAUCUAAUUGCUGUAUUCAAGAUGAAGGUUGUGCUGCUCUGGCUAAAGCUCUGAGAUCAAACCCCUCACACCUGAUAGAACUUAAUCUGAACAUAAAUACACUAGGAGAUUCUGGAGCAAAGUUGCUUUCUGCUCUACUUGAGGAUCCACGGUGUAAAUUGGAAAAACUACAGCUGGCCCACUGCAGUAUUGGAGAGGAAGGUUGUGCUCUUCUGGUUUUAGCUCUGAAAUCAAACCCCUUACACCUGGGAGAGCUCAAUCUAAGCUUUAACAAACCAGGAGAUUCAGGAGUGACACUGCUGUCUGCUGUACUGAUGGAUACACAGUGUAAACUGGAAAGACUACAGCUUUCCACCUGUGAUAUUAGAGAGAAAGGUUGCGCUGCUCUGGCUUCAGCUCUAAAAUCAAACCCCUCACACCUGAGAGAACUCAAUCUGAACUAUAAUAAACUAGGAGACUCGGGAGUGAAGCUGCUUUCUGCUGGACUGGUGGAUCAACAUUGUAAACUGGAGAAACUAUGGUUGUCCUGGUGCAGUAUUGGAGAAAAAGGUUGUGCUGAUCUGGUUUUAGCUCUAAAAUCAAAUCCUUCACACCUGAGAGAGAUUGAUCUGAGCAACAAUGCAACAGGAAAUUUUGGAGUAAACCUGCUCUCUGACCUACAGAAAGAUUCACAACGGAAACAAAUUGGAGAUUGUCCUGCUCUGGCUUCAGCUCUGAAAUCAAACCUCUCAAGCCUGACAGAGCUGAAUCUGAAUAAUAAUGCACCAGGGAAUACGGAAGUAGAGCUGCUUUCUGCUCUGUUGAUGGAUCCACGCUGUAAACUGGAGAAACUACAGAUGUCUCGCUGCUUUAUUAGAAAUGAAGAUUUUGCUGCUCUGAUUUCUGCCCUGAAAUCAAACCCCUCACACCUGAGAGAACUCAAUAUGAAUGAAAAUGAUCUUGGAGAUUCCGAAGUGAGGCUGCUUUCUGAUCUACUGAAGGAUCCACACUGUAAACUGGAGAAACUACAGCUGUCUUGCUGCCAUAUUAGAUAUGAAGGUUUUGCUGCUCUAAUUUCAGCUCUGAAAUCAAACCCCUCACACCUGAGAGAUCUCGAACUUAAUGAAAAUAAUCCAGGAGCUUCUGAAGUGAGGUUGCUCUCUGGUCUACUGAGGGAUCCACUCUGUGAACUGGCGAAACUACAGUUGUCUAACGGCUAUAUUAGAAAGGAAGAUUGUGCUUUUCUGGUUUUUGCUCUGAAAUCAAACCCCUCACACCUGAGAGAACUCAAUCUGAGCUAUAAUUAUCCAGGAGAUUCCGUAGUAAAGCAGCUCUGUGGUGUACUGGAGGAUCCACAGUGUAAACUUAAGAAACUACAACUGGAAUACUGCUGUAUUCGAAGUGAAGGUUGUGCUGCUCUGGCUACAGCUCUGAGAUCAAAGCCCUCACAACUGAGAGAACUUAAUCUGAACAGAAAUACACUAGGAGAUUCUGGAGCAAAGUUUAUUUCUGCUCUACUUAAGCAUCCACAGUGUAAACUGGAGAAACUACAGUUAUCUAAUUGCUAUAUUAGAGAUGAAGGUUAUGCUGCUCUGGCUUCAGCACUGAAAUCAAAUCCCCAGUCAUGCCUGAGAGAACUCGAUCUUAAUAAUAAUGAAAUAGGAGGUUUAGGACUGAAACUAUUCUCUGAUCUACUGGAGGAUCCACAAUAUAAACUAGAGGAACUACAUAUCUGUCCUGUACUGUAAAUCUCACAACAAGAGUUACAACCAACAAAACAAACAACUGUCUUCUGCCAAGGAGAACAAACAGCUGCUUGCUGCCACCUGCUGGACAAACACUGUCUUGUUAGGGUUAUGAACUCACAUGUAGUAAUAACUGAAAUAUUUCUGUAAAUACAUUUAUAAACAAGCAGUGAUGUUAAAAGUAUGGAUUCAGCGUAAUGCUCUUUCUCUUUGGCUGAGAAAUGUUCUGCUGAUGUUGUACUAGCCUACUUGCAGCAUAUGUUUCACUAUCACAAUACAGACAGGAGCCUAAGCCAAACACAUUUUUUAUGCAUUCCACAAAAUGUUUGACAAAGUGCUGUUGUGCAUUUUUUUUUCUUUACUGUGUACUUCUUUAAGUGUCCAGAAUGCUAGAGAUAAGAUGGUUCAGACUCAUUAACAUUUAAACUAAUUGAUAGGUGUCAUCAAAUCCUGCAGGAGUUAACUUUUCAGUGUGUUACAUGUAUAUAAAAUUGUGUGUAAAGAAACUGAUAUUUGAUAAAGCUUUGGCCGUAAACACGUCUUUUGAAUGAAAUGCCGAAUUAGUACUAUUGUUUUUUCUUUAUUUCCUACUUAAAACUUUACUUGGCCAGGAAAAAAACAACAGUAUUCAGUUUUAUAUAUUAUGCUAUUCUGACACAUGAUCACACGUGAUGUUACCUCUCAUUGCUUGGACAUUGUCAUUUCUAAUUAUUGGAUGAGGCAUUUAAAAAUGGUCAUAUAGCAACCUUUGCAUUUUAAAAGUUAACGAAUAUAGCCUACUUCUUACCGUACAGAUUGUUCCAAUAGGAUAAAACCUUAUUUAAAUUAUAUUUCAUAAUUUAAAUUAAUUAAUUUUCAUUUUAAUUUGUAUUUUAUCAUUUAAAUAGGCCUGCCGCCUACGUUUCAAUGGGUGAAUUGGCUUUUGAGCCAAAGAGCGCCCCCUGGAGGAAGAACCCUCUGUGACUCACUGGAACCCGCUAUUUACGUUUUUGGAGGAAUAUGCGUCCAGCACACCGAACAAACUGAAAGUGAUAGACGCGUAUCUCCUCUAUAUUGUGAUGACUGGAGCGCUGCAGUUUCUCUAUUGUUUAUUAGUCGGCACUUUUCCGUUCAACAGUUUUCUGUC